This is a messenger RNA of Equus quagga, 1468 nucleotides long. RefSeq names its product dehydrogenase/reductase 12 (gene DHRS12). The record is from RefSeq and is a predicted model, not a curated record. NCBI's taxonomy places the organism in Eukaryota, Metazoa, Chordata, Mammalia, Perissodactyla, Equidae.
AUGCUUCAUGCUCUCAUGGAACAUCGACUGAAUGGACAUGGCGUGGCUGUAGCAUGGAGGAGAAAACUGAAGGAGGGAAGUGAACGGCUUUUGAUCACCUCAUGUGAAACCAGGCAUUUCGAUAAGCUCUUUACAAAUGUGCUUAAUCAUCACAACAUCCCCACGAGAAGGUGCGUUGCAGUGCCAUCUCUGCAUCCCAGCCGGCAGGUAUUCCCCAAACACGUACUGACGCCAGGUUUCAACCCGGAGGGGACCACGUGGACCUCGAGUGCGGCCAGUAGCUGGACCCGCCCUCGUUCACCCUACCCUGCGAGGCUGGGGCUGGAGGGGUCGCUCUCCAAAGCUGGGCCGGGGGAGCGUUCCCCAUCACACAGAGGACGCAGGCCGACUCGGAGCCCCGCCGCCUUCUCGCGCCGGCGGCUGCCGAGGGGCGGGGGCGGGGGCCGGGGCAGCGGGAGCGCGCGCCCCAUUCGGUCCCUCUACCGCAGCGCCGCGGGCUUCCCCACGGGGCUGCGCGGAGGCUCCAAGAGUGGCUAUGCGUCUGCAUCCGAGGACUUUGUCCCUGAUGACUUGGAGGUCCAAGUUCCUGGAAGAGUCAUCGGAGGGAACAGUGGCUUUGGAAAAGCAACUACCACUAAAAUAGCCAAGUGGGGUGGCACAGUUCACCUGGUUUGUCGAGAUCAAGACCGAGCAGAAGGUGCCAAAGGUGAGAUCAUCAGGGACAGCAGUGACUAGAACAUCUUUCUGCACAUUGUGGACUUGUCUGAUCCCAAGAACUGGAAAUUUGUGGAAAAUUUCAAUCAGGAACAUAAACUCAAUGUUCUGGUAAGCUUUAUAAAUCAAUAAUGCAUAGUCAAUAAAAGAGAGCUCACAGAAGAUGGACUUGAAAAAAACUUGGCUCCCAAGACUGUGGGUGGGCACAUUCUCACGACUGCCCUGAGCCCUGCGUUGGAGAAAGGACACGACCCCAAAGUGGAACAGUCUCCUCAGGAGGAAUUGAGCACCAACGAUCCACAGUGAGAAGGGACAGCAUUUAAUGGAACUAUGGUCUCUGCACAAAACCAAGUAAGUAAGGAGUGGAGGAGGGCUCUGCUCAGACCACAGUGGGCCUUCAGCGUGCUCCUCCGAGAAGCCACAGAAGUGGCCACCUUUCUUUUUGGUGUUUCUCAGGCCCACCAAGAAAAUGCCUUCACCCCUGUCCAGAGGGAGUGGGGACCUGAGCGUGCUGGGCCACAGGGCACCGGCCGUCCACUCCUCACGAAUGCAGCCCGGCUGCGUGGACACCCCAGAGAACUGGAAUUAUCCGUGUGUUGGAGCAGCAGGGAAGGAGGGCAGAGCUGUCUUCCAGAUUGCCCAUCCCAACUCCAUGACCUCGGGCAGGUCACCUGGGUUCCCUAUGGCUUCCUCCUCCCCAAAGGAGGGAACUAAAAACAGCAGCAGCCAUGGAAGACACCCCACAGUACACCCC